Messenger RNA from Penicillium taxi, 1116 nucleotides. Its product is annotated as AA9 family lytic polysaccharide monooxygenase. The coding region runs from base 1 to 1116 and encodes 371 amino acids. NCBI's taxonomy places the organism in Eukaryota, Fungi, Ascomycota, Eurotiomycetes, Eurotiales, Aspergillaceae. The transcript is spliced from 2 exons. The record is from RefSeq and is a predicted model, not a curated record.
AUGUCCUUGUGCAAGACUGCUGCCUUGAUCCUAGGAUCAGCUGCUUUAGUAGCCGGCCACGGCUAUGUAACUGGUGCAGUUGUUGACGGCACCUACUACACGGGAUAUCUCAUCAAUGAAUUUCCAUACGAGACUAGCCCACCAGAGGUCAUUGCCUGGUCUGAAGAUGAGACUGACCUGGGUUACAUCGAUGGAACUGGAUACUCAAGUGCCAACAUCAUUUGCCACAAGGAUGCUAAGGCAGCAGCUCUGGAAGCUCCCGUCAAGGCCGGUGGCAGUGUCGAGCUGCAGUGGUCCACUUGGCCCUCCAGUCACCAUGGUCCUGUCAUUACAUACCUAGCCAACUGCAAUGGUAAUUGUUCCAGCGUGGACAAAACCACCCUGGAGUUCUUUAAGAUCGAUGAGGGCGGCCUCAUCAACGAUGACACUGUUCCUGGCGAAUGGGCCUCCGACAAGCUGAUCGCCAACAACAACAGUUACACUGUUACCAUCCCAAGUAGUAUCGAGUCGGGAAGCUAUGUUCUGCGUCAUGAGAUUAUCGCUCUCCACUCCGCAGAGAACAAGGACGGUGCCCAGAAUUACCCUCAGUGUAUCGACCUCGAGGUGACGGGUGGUGGUGACGAUAAGCCUACUGGUACCCUGGGUACCGAGCUGUACAAGGACACUGACCCUGGUAUCCUGGUCAACAUUUACUCCUCCCUGAGCACAUACAGUAUACCCGGCCCCGCUCUAUAUACUGGUGCUGUUUCCGCUUCGGGUUCUACUACCUCCCCGGCCUCAGUCGUUGCAUCACCCACUACUGUGCCCUCGAUUGUUGCUCUGAGAUCUAGUACUUCACUGGAUUCCAUUACAUAUAUUUCCACUUCCACCGUCAUAACGUCCACCCCCAGUGCCACCUCGAAUUCUGGUGGCGCUACAAACGUUGUUAAAUCCAGCUCCACCACAGCUAGCCCUACUGCAUCUGGCUCUAGCCAGGUGGCUUCCAGUGACUAUGUUGCUAGUGAUUGGAGCACAUAUCUGAGUUCUCUAAGCGCCGACGACAUCCUUAGCCUUCUGCACCAAACAUUCAAAUGGAUAGUCACCGAGAAGAAGCACGCCCGGGAUAUCAUGAGCUAA